CCAGAUCCAGGUAAAAAACAAAAGUGUGUUGGCAACCCUGAGUAGAGGCAGAGGUCGCCGUGUGGUGUUGGCAGCACUGCGGGAUGUAAACAGACCGAGAAGUGUCAAGUCAAGACUCCGAGGGUUAUCAUCAUCAUCAUCAUGGCAGUGGCCUCGAGUGUGCCCAAGAUACCAGACUAUAUAUUCGCUGAGAAAAUAGGCGCAGGGAACUAUGCAGACGUGUACAAGGCCUAUAAGAAGGGCAAGGUGAGGGAGGUGGUGGCCGUCAAGUGCGUCCUGCAGUCCUCGCUCUCCAGGUCCGCUCUCAACAACCUGGAGUCCGAGAUAAAGAUUCUGAAGAAGCUGAAACACGAGCACAUUGUUCAGAUGCUGGACUUUGUUUGGGACGACAAGUACAUCUACAUCAUCAUGGAGUAUUGCAGUGGGGGGGACCUGUCAACCUUCGUCAAGUCCAAGCAGAGGCUCUCAGAAAACGUGUGUCAGAGGUUCCUGCAGCAGCUCGCAUCAGCCCUCCAGUAUAUGAGGGAACAGAAUGUCAGCCACCUGGACCUCAAGCCCUCAAACAUUUUACUAAAGUCUAGAAAAAGCCAGGUGCUUAAGAUUGGUGAUUUUGGCCUUGCCCAGCACAUGCCAGAAGAAGACACAAAUAGUACUGUCAAGGGCAGUCCUCUCUACAUGGCUCCGGAGAUUGUCCUGAAGCGGCAGUAUGAUGCCAAAGUGGACCUGUGGUCAGUGGGCGUCAUCUUGCAGUGUCUCUUCGGCAAGGCCCCAUACUCCUCCAAGACGAUGGACGAACUCAUAGAGAAGAUUAAGAGCGACAAGCCUAUAGAGGUUCCAUAUGGGACCAACAUAUCACCAGAGUGCAGAGACCUGCUAUUGAGGUGUUUAGAGAGGGAUGUUAGCAAGAGAAUAGACUUUGAGGCAUUCUUUUCUCACCCAUUCGUUGAUCUAGAGCACAAGCCAGGCCCGGACAGCAUGAACAAGGCAACGGAACUACUUACUGCGGCUGUGAACUUCGAUGAGUGUCGAGAAUAUGAACAGGCUUUCAAGAAUUACUGUCAAGCACUCCAGUACCUGACUCCGUUGCUGCACAGUGAAAGUGAUGCCAGUAAGCGAGUGGUCUUAAGGCGGAAGAUCACCGAGUACUUGGGCAGGACUGAAGAGUUAAAGAAAGUUGUUAGCAGUGACAGUGAUGUUGUCAAGAAUCUGAGGAUUCCAAGCAUUCCAAACCUUCCUAAACAAGAAUCUUUGAAGUUCAGUGAGUACAAAGGUAACCGUGAAGAGCUACUCAGGCUGACGACAACAACUCCCCAGAUACAAACAGCAAUAGAGAUUGGUGCCUCAGGUGAACUGUAUGCCAGAGAAGGUAAUUAUAGCAUAGCUUUUGACAAAUACCAACUUGCACUUGGGAAACUUUUGGAAUUAUUACAGAAUGAACCAAAAGGACGCAGGAAAGACCUCUUACGAGAGGAGGUGACAAGAUGGAUGACACAGGCAGAGUACUUGAAGGAGCUGCUAAACAGUUCCCCAGCACAGGAGAGCGAGAUAGCUGAGCCCUUUGCAAGUGCUGAUGAAAAAAAUUGUGUUCUCCAGUAAACAGUGUUAUUGCAGAGCCCAAAUUACAGAGUUGAUUUUCUUGUGAUUCAUUUGUUUUAUGAAAACAUUUUCAGUCAGUCUCUUUUAACCCGUAAAGCGUCAGAAACGUAAGAGAUACGUCAGCCACUCUCAGGCAUUCAAGCAUCAGAGACGUAAGAGAUACGUCGACCUCCUCCCAUCCUUUUUCUAAUAAAUAACAUCCCCAAAACGUCUCCAUAUACUGCUCUCAUGCAUUAUACGCACUAUAUAUGCUGCCCCCUUGACCCUGCUAACAUGAGUAUUGUCUUUUUUCUCCUUUUAUUAGUUUUCAAUUUUGUAGCAGUUUCUGCUCCAUUAUUUUUGUGGUAGCUGCCUUAUGGCGCUUCGACCCCGCUAAUGUGAACACAGUCUAAUUUCCAUUAAUUACUCUCCCCAUUUCCUGUGUUUUUUGGUAAGUGUUGUGUUGUGGUUGUGAGACCUUGUACGAUAUGAAUUAUGAUAUGCCUUUCAUUUUGUCGUAUGGGAAACAAGUACAUAUUAUUUGAAAAAUAUUCACAUUCUGAAAGGCAACACUCAAACGGAGUAUCCGGUGAUUGCCAUUGAUUUGAUUUUUAGACACAAACACACACUCUCUCUCUCUCUCUCUCUCUCUCUCUCUCUCUCUCUCUCUCUCUCUCUCUCUCUCUCUCUCUCUCUCUCAUUCUCAUUCUCACACACACACACACACACACACACACACACAUUAUCCACCCAGACAGAUGCAGAAAAGGAAAAACAAUUACGGAAAACCAAUCACACGAGAGGUUUUUUCGUGACUAUAAUUUCUUAAAGCUAAAGUAUGACAUGUAUUUUUCCUCUCAACACAGUAACGAUGUUAUGCAUGCCCCCAACUCAUUGCUCCAAGUGUGAGAAAAAGAGGAAACGAAAAAACUAUAAACAUAUGGUUUUGCUAAGCCACUAACUCUAGCGCGGAAUAUCUUGUGAGGCAUAAUACCACUUCCAGUCAGUUCUGGGUGCAAUGACUGUCAUUUUCAUUCUUUCCACAUCAUUUAAGACUGGUUUCGCCAAGAAAAUAAUCCAAGAUGUGGCUGGCACACGCGUAACCACAAGGUGUCGUAUUUGCCAACGCUUUACGGGUUAACUGUAUCAUGAAAAGUUUGCAUCAUAGUUGCAAGCAUGAUGAAAAAUUAACUACUUCCAUUUCCCAGGUAGCUUGGAGGUGUGUCUUGUGCCAUACAUUGUCUGGAGAACUGUUACAAAGGACAAUUUUAGUUUUUGUUUCAUGAAAUUUAGUUUUACAAACUAAUAACUUACUACUGGCAAGAUGUACUUUUAUAUAAAAUGCUUAUUACAAUGGGUCGUUGGAUAAAAAUGGAAACAUGGAAACGCAGGCAACAGAAAUCCUAUUGGCUCAUUACGAGGUUGCCCACUCUGCUUGACAGUCACUUUGUGCCUGCAGAGUAAAUGGAAGCACUUUAGUAUUCAGUUUACUUGUGACGCAGCAAAAUAACAGUCAAUUCAAUUUUUAAUAAUUUGGCAAAACAUGUCAACAUUAUUUAUCAACAAGGUGUGGAUAAUAAAAGCAUUUAUAAGAGACUUAUAAUAAUAAUAUCUGGAAGAUGAAGCAUUUAGUGAUGUGAGGCAUGCAAAUGUUGCUGUGGAGAUGGCGUUGUGCAUGUUCACCAGUCACCAGUGAAAUGUCAGUGCAUGACUCAUUCACUUGUGGCAGCACCGAGCCCAUCACCCUGCCGUGUCUCCCAAGCUUUCCCGACACUCGCCACCCGCCUCUUAGCCUCAUGUCCAUUACCAGAACAGAUAAGAGAACCUUGAUUUACCUCUCCAGUCACUGAAUUAGUCUGCCAGCCCACCCAGGGAGAGACUCAACACCUCCACUGCUGUGUUCAUAGCUGCAAAGCUCGUCCAUUAAUGCUAGACACAGUAUAAUGUUUGUCUCCCAGCACAUGCAUACAACACCAUUUUCACAGCAUUAUUUGCUAGCCUCGAGUCAGGAGCCACUUCAUCUGUUGGAUUAUACCAUUACGUGCCUCUUGUAAAUGCUUUACUUACCCACAUCUUGUUGAUAAAUAUUAUUAACAAAAAUAGGGCAAGGUCUGGAACAGGCUUUGCCAAAUUAUCUUCCUUAUCCAACACUUUGUUAAAAGUUAUUCUUGAAAAACGAUACAACACAGACUAUGAAAUCCAUAAUAAAUAUAAUUUUUAUUUGGAAAAGAAUACAGUACUACAUUAUAAAAUAUCCACCAGUAAAAUCAUCAUCUCUUCUUGUAACACUUUAAUUCAUCAUCACUCUGUCAUCAUAUCAUCAUUCAGCUUAUUGUUUUAUUGACACAGGGUGGGGAGUCUGACAUAAUUUAGGUAAUAAAUAGUUAAUAGAUAAAAGAAGAGAAAGCACUCACCAGUGAAGGAAAGAGCACUCAGUGAAUUUGGCUUUACUGUUGUCCAACACUCCGGUCCCAGGUGAAAAUUCCUGCUACUCCUUGGUCAUCAGAGAAUCACAUUCCUUGUAAUACUGGUGUUGGCCUUUCCCUUUGGCAAUACCAAGGAUGGAUGUAUAGUAGAAAAGUUUUUAAUUGUAUGAAAAGUGCUGUGAAUAUAGAUUAAAUCCUAGCUUAUUUGUGUACACACUAGGGAUAAUCAUGUGUGGUGUCACACACACCAUGUUGCCAAGAGCUCAUUUCCUGUCCCAUUUUUUUACACAACUAGUGAGAGUCUGGUAGGAGACAUUUCUUGAGAGUGACAUAAGCCAUUGGUCAUGGAACUCUGUAGCUGUUUUACGGAUAUAUUGAAAAGGUUUAUCAGUAAAGACCUCUAGGAUCAUCAUAAUGGCAAAAGAAAAUUUGUUUGGGUAUGCAUGAUAAAAUACAGUAUUAUAGAUUAUAAUCAUUGGUAUGUAGCCUGCUUUAGCCUGGCUAAUCUGGCUGUUGUGUGGACAGACAUUCACUCAGCAUCACCACCUGCACUCUAAUCCAUUCACACCAUGUGGGUGAUCACCUCUAGUGUGUAUACCUCUUAAGCAGUGGUUCCCAAAUUUUUUUUUGUCCCGUUCCCACUUUUCCAGUCACUUUUUCACAUGUGGACCCCUACAACGAAAAAGGUUAAGCCAGCAAAAUUAAUAGAAGAUUUUUCUGCUAAAAAUUAAUACAUUCAUGUAAAAUGCCUUCCAUUAUUAUGGUGAUUAAUCUGUUGGCCUAUUUAUAUGAAAGCAAAAGACAUUGCGUUCAGCAAACUAUGGACCCCUGGUUGGGAACCACUGCUCUUAAGGGUGUAAGACUGUUACCUCAAGGCCAGGCAGCCUUGUGUUGUAAGGCUGUUGACAUGUACAGAAGGGUUGCAUGGUCUUUGUUGCCUAGUCUUGGGACUACUCAUUCCCUCUUAAUCUAAGGUUUUUACUGUUUAACCCUUAAAGUGCGGGUGUCGACAACAGUCGACAGUUGGCACCUGAGCUCAAACCGCGGGUAUCGACAAUAGUCGACAAGGGAUUUCUUGAAUUAGCGUGCUGUCAAAUUGAAUUUGUUUAUGUUGAAGUAGGGUUAGCAUGUCAUUUUCUUUCAAACAAUACCCAGCCAUGCUCCCUUGACUAAUUAUUGGUCAGUGUAUGCCUCGUGUUAGCUUUGAGAAGAUGUUCGCUAGACAUCCACCUCUUCUCACCUUCCAGUGGAUUUCAUCAACAAGAUGGGGGCCCUUCGACCUCAACACCCAUCAAGAGCAUCAGGAAGGCUCGGAAGUUAAUUUUUUGGGGGGGUUUCACAUAAACUGUAUAAAAGUUAUGCUUUAUAUUAUUAAAUCAUUGAAGGGAAGUCCACUUGGGGUGCAAAACUGUCUAUAAUAAUGUGCUUUCAGUGACCCUAAUUCAAUAUUCCGUACUUGCUCUACCAAUGGUCAUAUAGUUUUCAACUUAACAUCAGAGGACAGGUAAGGGUAUGUACUUUACAAUGAUGCUUCAUUGAGUCACAUGAGUUAAGUAAGAGUGAAGGUAUGAAAGGUUGAAGUGAAUUAUGUUUUUUCCUGAAUAUGCCCGUGUGGGAGGAGGACAGCAGCAAAAACAAGCCCGCGCUUUAAGGGUUAAAGAAUGAGCUAGUAGUAAUUUUGUUUUGUCUCCUAUAAACAUCAUUGAUUUAGCUACUUACUGUAUAGUACGUAAAGUUAAUUCAUAGAAAUAUGCCUGUCUGUGCCUUCUUGAGUGUCUUAGUCUGCUUGUACAGGAAUCACCAAUGUACUUUAAUUAAAUGGUAAUAUAUAAAUUGAAUUAGUGUAUGAAAAAUCAGAUAGUAGUUAGCAAUAUAUGAUACUGGCACUUGCUCUGGCUAUGGAUGUAUUAUGGCAAUAUGACAGCUAUAUACAGGGAAUGUAAGAAAAAUGUAUUUCCUGAAAGUGUACAUUAAGUUCCAAAUUAAUUUCAUGUAAUGAAAGUACUUUGUAUAUUAUAUUAACACUACAGAUUUCAGCCUUCUUAAAUGAAUUUUAUUAUCACAUAUACUUAGUUUUAUGUAAUUUCAUACCACAGGUCAUUGAUCAUGUUUGCUAUGGAAGACAGGGAUGAUGUCAAGUGCAGUUGCACAACAAACCUUUUCAAUACAGUACAGCAAAGUCUCAGUACAGGUAAAGGGGGCCUUGAAGCACUCUUGUGGCUACCUCCAUGCAUACCCAAAGCAGUGUUCUAUGAGUUAGUCAUAUGUUCAGAAACAAUAUUAUGCCCCAAAUUUUAUUGAUCAGUCUUGAUCAGCAGACAAACAUAACACUGAAUGAACAAUGGACUGCAAGGACAAAGCGUAAUUUAAGAGUCAAAGGCUCUUGACCUGCUAUGGGCCCCCUCCUUUUUUUUUUUUUUUUUUUUUUUUUUAUAAGUGUUUUUUGAUGGGGGUUUUGAGCCCUCAUUUCAUUCUUUAUUCUUGAAAAAUACAGCUCCUGUUAUUCAUAUUUUGGUUCCCAUUCAUUGGUAACUCACAAGUAACUCCCUCAUUCUCUCCCUGUUAGGUACACCAAUGAUAAACUGUAAGGAUUUACUUUUGGCGUAUGUAGCAGGCUCCUCACACAACACUUAAUAGUGUAAAUCAAGGCUAUUUGUCCAGCUGUCCUAAAAUAUGAAGCAUAAAAAUCGUUGUCAGAAAUGGUACUCCUACUGCACAUGCACUGGAAUUGGUUCCAAUUCUUAUGCUAAAGCUGUGAUACACACCCCUACUUUUUCUUAAUAAAAUUUGCAGAGUAAGUAAUUAACUUCAGUCUGCUCUAUUCAUCAA
Messenger RNA from Eriocheir sinensis (Chinese mitten crab), 6830 nucleotides. RefSeq names its product serine/threonine-protein kinase ULK3-like. Gene Ontology annotation, molecular function: ATP binding; protein serine/threonine kinase activity. Lineage: Eukaryota; Metazoa; Arthropoda; Malacostraca; Decapoda; Varunidae. Gene Ontology annotation, cellular component: cytoplasm; autophagosome. Gene Ontology annotation, biological process: protein autophosphorylation; peptidyl-serine phosphorylation; autophagosome organization. The record is from RefSeq and is a predicted model, not a curated record.